Molecule: messenger RNA, 414 nt
Organism: Trichomonas vaginalis G3
Lineage: Eukaryota; Parabasalia; Trichomonadida; Trichomonadidae
Product: 5-nitroimidazole antibiotics resistance protein NimA-family-related
Exons: 1
Coding region: 1-414 (137 amino acids)
Source: RefSeq, a predicted model, not a curated record
AUGAGCGAUAAUAAUGUUCCAUAUGGAAUUCCGUUAUGUUACGGUUUCACAUGGGAUAAAAACCAAAAGUAUACAACAUUUUACUUCCAUGGAGCUACUACAGGCAGAAAAAUCGCAACGAUUAACAAUAAUCCACUUGGAUGCCUUUCAAUCUCAAAACCACUCCAACUCUCUUACACAUCUAGUAAGCCAGUAUGCACGGCAACAAUGUUCUACGAGUCUGUAAUCGCAGAAGGAAAAGUUGAAAUUGUUACUCACAAAGAAGAAAUAAAAGCCGCUUUAGACACACUUCUCCAACAAUUUGAUGUUCCUCUAGGCAAGUACGCAGAGGCAUCAUUAAAGAGAACCGCGAUUAUUAAACUUGUCACUGACAGUCUUACAAUGAAGAGUAAUGCUAUCAAGGGCAAAGCAUAA